AUCUUCUCUUUGUCAAAAUCCCUACAGAAAAGGUGGUGAUAUUCCAUUACUUGCCCCGCCAUUGAUUCCAGGUGCAACACCACCACCACCACCACCACCACCAUUACCAUUAUCACAACGCAUCUCGCCCCUCGCUUGUCUUCCCGUUGAGAGUGAUGGUGGUGGCCUGGCCCGCCUGUCGGCAACCACCAUGUCUAGACCCCGGCACGGCAUGGCGACAGCCCCCCGUUGCUAUUCGGACAGACACCAACUUCGAUGAAGAAAGCGUAGUGUAGAUGGAAGAAAGCGGAGAAGCUAUUGCACUAGUACGCAAAUUUCAUCUUAUGGACUCGCGGCUUGUCAAGCUAGGUUUUGCGGGCUGUUCUCAUGUUGAAGGCCCAAGGGGAUUUCGUGAUCUCCAGACUUUGAAUGUUGUACAGGACUCAUGGGUGGAGAUCGAUCUGCUUGGGACUAAGUACUGUACAUGGGGUCGAGUGGUGAUUGUGAACGUCCCCAAAUGCCGGGCCCUCAACCAAAUGGGUCUUUUCCUUACAGCGCCACCUGGAGACCCGGGCCCCUGGGCAAGCGCCGUUCACAACCUCUGGAGGGGGGAAGGAUUUAUCCGAAAGUGAUGGUUCGCGGACGGGUGGUGUGUGUGUGAAAAUGAAACUGCCCGCUGGGAGGCAGAGCCCCCAUCUUGGUCCGCAACGAACUCCGUCUGGGCUUUGAAAACACGAGGCCUGAUUAAACGACUUUCGAUAUGUUCACAAUGUCAAGAAAGCCGGAAAGACAUUGUUCUUCAAACUAUGUUGAUAUUUUGAAUCAGCAGCUGAUCCAUGAUUUUCGACGACAAUGAAGUCAGGGAGGCAAUGGCAGAGACCACCACUGUUGCGGAGCUGAAGGACCUGCCUGGUAGGCGGUUUCGGUAUCACUGUGCGUUUGGGAUUUGUCUAUGUAGAUGAGUGGCAGUGGGCCUUAC
This is a messenger RNA of Neurospora hispaniola, 958 nucleotides long. RefSeq lists its product as uncharacterized. The coding region runs from base 276 to 611 and encodes 111 amino acids. The record is from RefSeq and is a predicted model, not a curated record. NCBI's taxonomy places the organism in Eukaryota, Fungi, Ascomycota, Sordariomycetes, Sordariales, Sordariaceae. The transcript has 2 exons.